AUGUUUUGGACUAUUUUAAUAUCCUACUGUGUGACUUCUGUGUUUGGAAACAAGACGGACGAGCGGAUACCAUUCUUUCACGGUCAUGUAUUUGAAAACUCUCCUACAGGGUCUAAAGUGAACGGGCUAAGUAUCCCGGUGAAGCGCAUUGACGCUCAGAAAUGGUGCUCCAAGUCUGGAAUGCAUCUGAAACUCUUAGGAGACGGGAGUGAGGACUUUCACGUUUUUGCCCAUCACAAACGCGGCCACAUCUUGCUGAAAACCUCGAAUAUCUUGGAUAGGGAGGAACGCGCUGAAUAUUUUCUCAGCCUUGGUUUGUGCUGUCAAAAUUGUGCAUCGGUUGAGCGGGUCGUGGCAGAAGUUGCAUCCAUCAAAGUGGACGUACUUGACACCAAUGACCACGAGCCCACUUUUCGCGACGCGGACGUCAAACUAACUUUGGACGACGCCACGGCCCUGAGGUCCGUGGUGUAUACAGUAACUGCGGAAGAUACGGACAGUGGUAAAAAUGCCGAGCUAAUAUACUUUGGUCUCCCGAAAAACGGCAGCUUUUACGUGGUCCCCAAAACAGGCGACGUUCUUCUUGUUGACUCGAUACUAGGUCUCGAGUCACCAAUAAAGUUUAAAGUUUUCGCGAGAGACCACGGGUGGCCCUCCAGGACCAGCCAAAAUAUGGAAAUCGAGAUAUGUCCCCGGCAAUGGCCAGCACUUCCUCCACCUUUCUCUCCGACACAAACAGACCACUCAUCGGGCAGAUUACCGAGAAAGUCACGGUCCACAAUGGAGACCGAUAAAUCGGUCGUUAUUAACGUAUCUGAGGAUGCCAGUAUUGGCUCGGUCGUCAUGAAUCUAAACCCAGUGAGGUUUCAGUCGCCGAGCUUUGAAUUGGUUUUCCCCGAUGCUGAAAAUUCCCCGGUCACCGUGAGCCGGGACAGCGGGGAUAUAGUCAUCUCAAGGCGGCUAGACAGAGAGACUGAACCCUCGGUGGAGAUUACAGUCAAGGUGCAAGAUAAGAGGGGUCCGGACUGGUACCUGGUGCGUGUGGAGCUUACAAUUAUGGAUGUGAAUGACAAUGCCCCAGAAUGGACUAUGAUUCCCUCUCCAUACCUGGCUGUGGUUUCACCCAAUGCUCCAGCUGGGACACUGGUGUACAAACUCCACGCUGAGGACCGAGAUGAUGGAGCCCACGGGGAAGUGGAGUACUUUCUGUCCGAUGGGGGUGACGGGCGCUUCGAGGUGGACCGUAAAAUAGGUCAUGUGCGGACGACAGGUCUGCCAUUACAGAGGGACAGAGAGUACCUACUGACCGUUGUGGCUGCUGAUCGAUUAGGCAGCCGUAGUCCAGCCGUAGUGCUGUCAAUCAUAGCUGGACCCAGAGCUCCACAGUUUACCAACGCCUCAUAUACCAUGUCUAUACCAGAGAACACACCAGAAGGACAACCUUUUCUGGUCACCACAGCCUUGUCUUUCCAGAAGCAACCAAUAAGCUACAGUCUGCUCAUCAACCCCAGCAGUCUCUUCAGUAUCCAGGCAGACACGGGUGAGAUUAGCCUGACUCGGAGUAUGGACUAUGAGACGGAUCAACACCGCUACCUGCUCUUGGUCCGGGCCAGCGAGAACCAGGACAGUCUGAGCAGUGCAGCUGAGGUGCGUGUUUUCAUCACUGAUGAGAAUGACUGUGUGCCAGAGUUUCUGCAGUCCAUUUACAGUAAAGACAGUGUACCUGAGACUGUGACCACUGCAACAUCACUCCUGCAAGUGUCUGCCAGUGACUGUGAUUCGGAGCAGAAUGCAGAGAUCAUGUAUUACACACUAAGUCCAGACUUUGUGAUUUCGGCCCAUGGCACCAUAUUCCCGGCGGGCCCACUGGACUACGAGAGACCCAACCACUUGUAUGAGUUUGUUGUAAUGGCCGUGGACAAGGGGGAAGUGCCCCGCACGGGCACCGCCACCGUCCGAAUACGAAUGGCAAACGUUAAUGAUGAACCACCUGAGUUCUCUCAGCAUGUCUAUCGGACGUUUGUUUCUGAAGAUGCUGGACCAAACACUCUGGUUGCCACGGUACUUGCCAAGGACCCGGAUGGUGACGGUAUCUCAUACAAAAUUACAUCAGGCAAUGAGGAAGGCAACUUCGUUAUUGACAACCAGAAAGGAUUGAUCCGCCUCCGCUCCAGCCCGCCCCCUAAGCUUCAAGGGUUGGAGUAUGUGCUCAAUGUCACAGCGACGGACGACAACGCCUCUGGGGGGCCGCAGUCCCUGUCUGCCACGGCUCAGGUCAUUGUGGGGAUAGAUGAUGUCAACAACAACAAACCAGUUUUUGAAAAGUGUCAGGAGUACAGAGAGAGCACCUCGGUGUUAGAAAAUCAGCCUGCAGGAACAUUUGUGUUACAGGUUCAUGCUGUGGAUGCCGAUGAAGGGGCCAAUGGGAAAGUGACUUAUGGUUUCAUGCACAAAGACAGCACUGUACCUGCCUUUAACAUUGACCCAGAAACAGGGGUGAUUGUCACAGCGCGGAGGUUUGACCGGGAGCGACAGAGGGAGUAUGCUGUAACUGUAACAGCCACUGACCAGGCUGCAGACCCCCUCAUUGGCAUCUGUCAGCUUAAUAUACUGAUCCUGGAUGAGAAUGACAACAGUCCCAAGUUUGAGAACUUACGAUAUGAAUACUUCCUCCGUGAGGACACCAUGGUUGGAACCAGUUUCCUUCGUGUAGCUGCACACGAUGAUGACUACAGUUCCAACGCUGUUAUCACCUACUCCAUGUCUAAAGAGCAGCCAGAGUACCUGAGAGUGAACCCUGUUACUGGUUGGAUCUAUGUAAACCAACCCAUCUCUCAGAGGUCCUACAUCACUCGGGAAAUUAUUGCUACAGAUGGAGGGAACAGGAGCAGCUCUGUGGAGCUAGCUGUCACCAUCACCAAUGUGAAGAACCAGCCGCCACAGUGGGAGAAAAGCAGCUACGAAGUGGUCAUUCCGGAAAACACUGUCAGAGACACCUCCAUAGUGACUGUUAAGGCAACCUCACCCUUGGGCGAUCCCAGAGUGACCUACAACCUCGAAGAUGGCAUGGUACCCGAGACAAACAUGCCAGUCCGGUUCUACCUGACGCCCAAUCGUGAAGAUGGGUCAGCAUCAAUUUUGGUGGCGGAGCCAUUGGACUAUGAGACGACGCGGAAUUUCAUCCUGAGAGUUCGAGCUCAGAAUGUCGCCCCUGUACCACUGGCAGCUUUCACCACAGUUUAUGUCAACAUCACAGAUGUCAAUGACAAUGUGCCUUUUUUCACAUCCUCCAUUUACGAGGCUUCGGUGACCGAAGGAGCUGAGGUUGGAACAUUCAUUCUUCAGGUUUCAGCCAAUGACUUAGACCUAGGAUUGAAUGGGAAGAUCUCAUACUCUUUAUUGAACGACCGCAGCGGUGAUCACCAGUUCUUCCGGAUUGAUCCGGAGCUGGGUUCCAUCUACACAGAGGCAGUGUUUGACCGGGAGACCAAGGGCUCGUACCUGCUGGAAGUGAAAUCUGUGGAUGGCUGGGAAUCAGCCCGUCCAGGCAGACACGGGCAGCCAAACUCAGACACGGCAUAUGUGCGUGUUUUCAUCAGCGACGUGAACGAUAACAAGCCCGUGUUCACACAGUCGCUCUAUGAAGUCGACGUGGAUGAAGAUGCAGACGUGGGCCUCACCAUCCUCACUGUCAGUGCUAAUGAUGAAGAUGAAGGUGCCAAUGCUAAACUGCGCUACCAGAUCACAUCAGGGAACACAGGGGGUGUUUUCGACAUUGAGCCAGAGGUGGGUACCAUCUUUAUCGCUCAGGCCUUGGAUUAUGAACGGAACAAACACUACAAGCUACACGUCCUGGCAUCGGAUGGGAAAUGGGAGGACUAUGCCACUGUGGUGGUCAACGUUGUAAACAAAAAUGACGAAGCACCCGUUUUCACCGUGAAUGAGUACUAUGGCAGUGUGACCGAAGAACUGGAUGGAUCUCCAGUGUUUGUACUGCAGGUAACUGCCUCUGACCCAGAUAAGGAUGCUGACCAGGAGGCCCUGCGUUACUCCCUUCACGGCCAGGGAGCAGAAAGUGAGUUUAUUAUUGAUGAAGUGACAGGGAAGAUUUACGCUCAGAGAACUCUGGACCGAGAGAGUCGAGCCGUUUGGCGGUUUGUGGUUCUGGCCACGGACGAAGGUGGGGAAGGCCUCACGGGCUUCACGGAUGUCAUCAUCAGUGUCUGGGACAUUAAUGACAACGCCCCUACGUUUGCAUGCGCGCCUGACAGUUGCCAUGGCAACGUGGCGGAAAAUUCGCCGCCCGGAACAUCGGUGAUGGAGAUGACGGCCACUGACUUGGACGACGCUGCUGUGGGUCAGAACGCUGUGCUCGCCUAUCGGAUUAUUGGGAAUUCUGGGAACUCUGGGAACUCCGAUAUGUUCACCAUCAACCCGGCCACCGGCACCGUUUCCGUUGCGGCGGCCGGUUUGGAUAGGGAGCGACUGGACUCGUAUCUGAUAGUUGUCGAGGCAAGAGACGGGGGAGGCAUGACUGGGACAGCAACAGCUACUAUACAUGUGACAGACGUGAAUGAUCACGCGCCACGUUUCCUGGACCGCUCGUGUUGGGUACAUGUUCCCGAAAGCAGCGAGCCCAAUGCAGCGGUUUUGGAACUGUCCGCAGAGGACGGAGAUGCGGGUGAAAACGGGCAGCUAAUGUUCAGCGUGGUGGCUGGAGAUCCUGAACAGAAGUUCUACAUGGUGAGUCACCGUCAGGAACAGCGCGGGACGCUCCGGUUAAAAAAACGCCUAGACUAUGAAAGACCCGGUGAGCAACGCUUUAACCUCACUAUUAAAGUGGAGGACCUGGACUACUCCAGCUUGCUACACUGCACUGUAGAGGUGGAGGACUGCAAUGACCAUGCACCGGUCUUCAUCCCACAUUUUCUGCAGCUGCUACCUCUCCGUGAGGACGUGCCCCUUGGCACAAGUGUGGCCAGCCUGGCAGCCAGCGACUCUGAUUCGGGUCAGAACCGUGAGAUCACCUACAGCAUUGACCCAGAGUCUGAUCCACUUGGACUGUUCUCGGUGGACCAGAAUGGUUUGAUCACGGUGACAGGACAGCUGGACCGGGAGAAGAUGGAACAGUACCACCUGGUUGUCUUAGCGACAGAUCACGGUUCUCCUCCGCUUACAGGCACUGCCACAGUACAUGUUCCCCUUUCGGACGUGAAUGACAAUGGGCCAGAGUUUGAAGCAGCGUAUGCUCCCAUAGUUUGGGAGAACAUUCCAGGCCCUCAGGUGGUCCGACUAAACCAAAGUUCCACACUGCUCCACGUUGUUGACCACGACUCAGCUGAAAAUGGUCCACCCUUCUUUUUCUCUGUUCCGUUAGAAUAUCGCUACAGCAAUGACUUUCGCCUUCAGGACAACGGUAAUGGUACGGCCACAAUUACUGCCCUUCGAGCGUUUGACAGGGAAAGGCAGAAGGAAUUCCUCCUGCCUAUCAUUAUGACUGACAGUGGGAUUCCACCAAUGACAGUCACCAACACCCUCAGCAUUACCAUUGGAGACGAGAAUGACCAUGCCCACUCAGCUGGAGAAAAGAAAAUAUAUAUUAAUAGUCACAGAGGGAGAAUGCCGACGACUGUCUUGGGGAAGGUGUAUGCCCCUGAUCCAGAUGACUGGGAUAACAAAACGUAUGCCUUCGAGGGACAUGUUCCAAACUAUUUCCUUCUGAAUAAGCGGACAGGAUUCCUGAUUAUAAAAGAGAACACCCCACCUGGUAAUUAUGAGUUCCAGGUGAGUGUGUCUGACGGGCUGUGGCCAGAUGCAGUGUCGACUGUGAGCGUACAUGUGCUGGAACUUCGAGAUGAAGCCAUCUACAACUCUGGUUCUCUCCGUUUAGCAGACAUUAGUGCCAAAGAAUUCAUGGAGCGACGAGGAAACUCCAGAAGUCGUUAUGAGUUACUGCGGGAUUUUCUGUCUGAAAUGCUGUCUGUUUCUGUGGAUGACAUUAACGUCUUCAGCCUGGUAGAUGUCAGAGAGGGGACCCUGGAUGUGCGAUUCUCUAUCCACAGUGCCCCAUUCCUGAGAGCAGAGAGACUACACGGUUACCUAGCAGCACAUAAACAGAAGUUGCAGUCCUACCUACAGGUGAACAUAACUCAGGUGCAUGUGGAUGAGUGUUCUUCCACGGACUGCAGAGGGAGUGGUGGAUGCACCACUCAGCUCAGUGUGAGUGACAAGCCCACCGUGGUGGAUUCUGGGAGCAUGACUUUAGUGUCAGUUACUGUGGAGACCAUGGCCGUCUGCAGCUGCUCCGCCCGUGAACACCUUCACCAGAGCUGCAGCUCCUAUCCCAGAAAUCCCUGCCACAACGGUGGCGUGUGUGUGGACACACAGAGUGGAUACAGAUGUCAGUGCCCAGCACAAUUCGAGGGACCGGAGUGCCAGCAGACCAAACACAGUUUCCAUGGUAAUGGCUACGCUUGGUUUGCUCCCAUAAGGCCAUGCUACGAGAGCCACCUCUCUCUGGAGUUCAUCACUGAGGUGGCAGACGGGCUGUUGCUCUACACCGGACCCCUGUCACAGCUACAGCCCUGGGAACAUGAGGACUUCAUGGCCAUAGAGCUCAUCGAUGGCACUCCCACCCUGAAGAUAAACCAUGGCUCGGGUACGCUGGUCCUGCAGUUGCCAGGCAACGUGAAUGUGGCGGACAGACGGUGGCACAGGCUGGACGUGAGGAGCAACAGCAAGGAGGUCAGAUUCACAUUGGACCGCUGCGCUGGGGCUGUUGUCAUGGAAAUGGAAGGAGUGGGUAGCUGGCUGACAACCGAAGACCAUACUUCCUGUGAGGUCAUAGGGGUCACGCCUAACCUGGACAGACAUCUUAAUGUGACCCAGGUGCUGCAGUUGGGUGGAGUAAAUGAGAAUCUACCUUACAUCUAUCCUCAGCUCCAACACAAACACUUCACCGGCUGCAUACGCAACCUGAUCGUGGACAGCAAGUUCUAUGAUUUAGGCUCUCCUGCAGACUCAUUUGGCAGCAGUCCGGGGUGUGUGUUGACAGAUGGAAGCUGUGUGAACAUGGGCUACCCGUCGUGUGGUCCCAGGGGAAAAUGCCAUGGAGAAUGGGGCUCCUUCAGCUGCCAGUGUAUAUCUGGGUACACUGGGCAUCGGUGUGAGCAGGAAGUCCCAGAAUAUUCUUUUGAUGGGAGGAGUCAUGUGCACUACCAGCUGGUCUCUCCACUCCCAGCGAGACGCACGCAGGUUCAGGUUCUGAUCCGAACACGCAAACACAGCAGCUCCAUUCUCAGCCUGCUGUCCAAAGAACAGAAUGAGUACAUCAAACUCGAGAUUUUUCAAGGGUUGUUAGCUGUUUACUUCAACCUGGGUGACGGGGAUUUUAAUCUGACUCUGCCUUCUUAUCGCCUUGACAACGGCGAAUGGCAUGAGGUUAACUUUGAUCGUCAAGACAAUGAACUGACCUUGCAACUGGAUGGUGGUGGGGGGCGACGGGAGGUUACGGGGUCACCAGGCCGGAGUCGUGAGAUCAUUAUCGACCCCACUGUGGUGAUGCUGGGCAAUUCCUUUCCGUCUGGACACAACAAGAGUUUCCAAGGCUGUAUGCGGGACCUGAGGCUAAACGGGCGCUACGUGCCCAUGGAUGGGGAGGGCAGAGACAGCGUCUCUGUAGUCAGCUCUCAGGGCAUUUCUCUGGGCUGCUCGUCGGACUCCUGCAGAAGGAACCAGUGCAGCCCUCCUUUUACCUGCGUUGACCUGUGGAGGAUCCACGAGUGCAGGUGCCCACCAGGUCACAUGGUGAAGACCAACUCAACAGGCAAGUUCUGCGUGUACACGCUGUGUGCCAGCCGGCCAUGCCACAGAGGGACGUGUGUGGCACAGUCCCCCUCCAAGUUCACUUGUCACUGCCCUGAGGGCUACCGCGGGCGACACUGCGAGGUGACUUUGGCCAUCUACAGGGAGGACGUGGGUCUGAGCUUCAGCUCCCUGUUCGCUAUCUGCAUCUGCUUCAUGGCCCUGUUAGUGCUGCUGUUGGGGAUUUUCCUAUACACACGUUGGCGGAGCUAUAAGGGACUGAAGGAGGGUGUGUACCACGUCUCUGCUCAUCACGACGGCUGGGAAGACAUCAGAGAGAACGUCCUAAACUAUGAUGAGGAGGGAGGAGGGGAAGAGGACCAGAAUGCUUAUGACAUGGCUGAGCUCCAGAAGUCUCUUCAGCCCAGUCCAGCCCAGUCUGUCCAGUACAGUCGUUCAAGAGCCAUCCAGCAUCACCACCCUCUCGCCUCUCAGCAACACCAGCAUCAACACCAGCACCACCCACACCAGCCCGAACCUCUAACCAGGACCCCCACCACCAGCUCCAUGUCUUCAGGCACCACCGCCACACUUCGCAGGGAUGUGCCGCCCACCCGUACCCCGGGACCGGGCCAGUGCAGCGGGCCAAGUGCCAGCCGAGCGUCCCAGUUGGCCCGAAAAAGCCUAUCCUUCUCCAGUCAAGACCUGGCACGGUAUCUUUGCGAAAUUAUCCGAGACGCAGACCAGCACCCCGAAACGGCACCCUUCGACUCGCUCCAGGUGUUCUCCACGGAAGGUGGGGGAUCGUUGGCCGGGUCUCUCAGCUCAUUCAGCUCCUCAGGGCUGGAGGAAGAAAGGGGAGGAAACGGCGGGGGGCAGGAAUCGGUAAAGGAGUGGGGACCACGUUUCGAGAAACUCAAAGCACUGUAUGAGAGAGCAGAGGCCAGCGACCUCUGA
Molecule: messenger RNA, 8760 nt
Organism: Chanos chanos (milkfish)
Lineage: Eukaryota; Metazoa; Chordata; Actinopteri; Gonorynchiformes; Chanidae
Product: neural-cadherin
Exons: 33
Coding region: 1-8760 (2919 amino acids)
Biological process (GO): homophilic cell-cell adhesion
Cellular component (GO): cell-cell junction; plasma membrane
Molecular function (GO): calcium ion binding
Source: RefSeq, a predicted model, not a curated record